Molecule: messenger RNA, 2528 nt
Organism: Trichobilharzia szidati
Lineage: Eukaryota; Metazoa; Platyhelminthes; Trematoda; Strigeidida; Schistosomatidae
Source: the annotation of a GenBank genome assembly
CUCCUUCAUUCAAAACAGUGACACGUUUUAAUGAAAUUCUACAAAGAUUAACAAAAAGGCCGAAAGAUAACAAAGAAGAUAAUUAUUAAAAUCUGAAUUUCAAAGCAUGCUAAAUUUCCGUUUAAUAAAUGAGGUGAAUAUAUUUAUAUAUCAAGUUUUAAAACCAACCUAUCACAUAUAAUGGCUAUGCGAACUUACAUCGUCAUUUACGCAUAUUAGAGGCCUACAUAUCAUGAGUAGUUAUUACAAUACCUCGCCAUCUGUUAUCUUAAUGCAAGCUGACGAAUCAUUGAUUCAACAGAACAGGACAAUUAAUCCUUUUACAACUGAACCUGUUGAAAUUCUGUUGCCAAGUAUUAUCGCAACAACAAUUCUACUUGUCAGCAUUUCUAUUAUUGGUACCAUUGGAAAUAGUCUUGUUGUCUGGGCAUUUCGUAAACAAGUUAGUCAAGGUAUUGUCUCUGGUCUGUUUAUUCUUCUCUUGGCAUGUAACGAUUUAUUCAUCUGCUUAAUUGUAAUCCCCUGUACCCUGUACUUAGAUAUUUGGACAGGGGAUACAACAGAUUGGAUAUGCAGGAUACACCUGUCGAUGAAAGGGUUUGUUGUACCAAUAUCAGCGUGUAUAUUAAUGUUAAUAGCUAUGGAAAGAUUCCUGCUGAUAUGUUUUAUACCCGGUAUACAAAUGAAACGUAAACAUAUUAUCAUAGCCCUGGUGAUAAUCUUUUGUAUUGGUCUGUUAUGUGCUCUUCCAAUGGGUCUACAUGUGACCGCUAUUGACGCGUGUAAAGAACACGAUGAACUGUUGGAUUUGAAUACGCUGAAGCAUAGUUUAUCUACAUUCAAGAGUAAAGAAUGGUUUAUUCAACUACGUGUAACAAAACGUUGUGAUAAAGACGAGACAUACCUGAAUGAUAACAUGUACUGGUAUCAUCAAAUCUGUGUAUUGAUUUUAUUUAUUGGCCUGUUUAUUGGUACAGCUGGGACAUAUGCUUUAAUAUUUUUAUUCGUUUGGAGGCAUGAAUCAUUUAUGUAUGAAAAAUAUGGCAAUUCUAAAGUUGCAAAAGGCAGCUGGGUACGUAUACAUGCAGCGCCGAAUUCUUCCGGUGAAGCGAUCAGUCCGUCGAUAUGGUAUCCAUUUAGGAAGCGACUGUCAUUUCGCCGUAAACAGAAACAGAAUGACAACAACAUUAAUAACAAUAACAGUAAUAUUAAUAAUGAGAAUGCACAAACUGCGAAAUCGAAACAACAAAGUUUAAGUCUUCAAAAUGAAGCCAAGGAACAGAGUCAUGAAAGUCUACACCAGUCACAACAACAACAACAACAAGAAGCAAUACCACUUCAACAAGUCAGUAGUACACUUUGUGUUAAUCAGCCACAAGCAGAUAUAACUACUUCAACAAGUUUUGAAGCGUCUAAUCUAGAUCGGUUAAGUUGUGCAUGUCUAUGCGAAAAAGAUGUAGAGAAUGAAGAUUAUUUGAAAAGUAUUCAAAAUCCUACUUUUACGUUUCAAAAUCUAAUUCACAACAGUCCUGGGGGUGCCGGUGGUGGCGCUGCUGGUGGUGAUGGGGUGGUUGCUAAGGUAACGAAACAACCACAGUGUCUUAUCCACCUGAAUGAUUUAAAGAUAUCAAGUAAUGACAAAAAUAAAAGUCCAGUUGAAAUGAAAUCUCACUCAGAUUCCCCAAAACAGCUGACAGCAGCCAACCUUGAACGUCGACGUAAACCACAUGUGCGUACAGCACAAACAUUGGCAUUAGUCGCAGUGAACUUUAUUAUCUCCUAUACACCAUAUUUAGUCUAUACAACAAUACCAAUACAAAAGAGGCAAGUCGAAGUGCUCCGGGAUAAGCCUCAUUGGACUAGUCAAAUCCGUCGAGUACUAUUUUAUAUGUAUUUUAUCAAUUCAGCCCUGAACCCAAUCAUUUAUUCUUGUAUGAAUCGACAUUUUCGUGCAUGUACACAAAAAUUUUAUACUGAUUUAAAGCUGAAGUUGAAACAUUGUACGGGGAAAUCACGCCUCGUGAAAGAGGCGACUCAUCAACAGAAUAAUAAUUCAUUGCCGUUGGAUAAAGUUACAAACACGGAGGAGAAUACUGAGAACUAAUCAAGGAACAUACAAACACACAGACGGGGGGAGGGAGACAGACAGACACAAAGAGGAAUCCUAUUCUCUUAUGACACUUUUUAUCAUCUUUAAUGCUUCUUACAUCAUCAGAUGGAGUGCAUACGGUUCCAUUUUGUGCGUAUUUGUUUGUAUUUUGACAAUAUUAUAAUGUCACGUCAUUGACAGCUUAUUAACAUUUAUGGUAAUAAUCAUAUUGUGUGUAAUGUGAACACUAUGUAUGAAUCAUUUCUGUGAACAUAUUUUCGUAUAUACAUCAAUAUAUGCACACACAAACACAAACACACAUAAACACACAUUUAUACACACACACAUGUACUCAAUGUGUUUUACAUUAAAAGUGAGUGUUUUUGAUCAGAACUCAAAGUGUUUUUCCUCUUCUUUUCCUUCUUCUUGUUAUAUAAUA